UUCUCUCUGUUGACAACAAGAGACGCGUCGCGGUUUCUGAAGAACUCCCAAAAACUCUCACAAAUGAGUCUAAAAUUCAAUUAAAACAAACCAAAGGACUACUAAGGGAGUGCUUUAGACGUCCGUCAAGAUGAUGGCAAAUAAUGUUAUCAAUGGACAAGUUAUUUUGGAGGAGGAAUAUGAUGAGUCGUAUGAACCAACGGAAAACGAGGUGUAUGAGUAUGCCCAGUUAAUAGGUAUAGAUCCAGAUACAGAAAAAUCUUUAUUAUGGAUUGCAAGAGAAGGAAUCGUAGCUCCAUUACCUCCGGAUUGGAAACCAUGCCAAGAUUCCCAAGGAGAAAUUUAUUAUUUCAACUUUGGGACUGGAGAGAGUGUAUGGGACCAUCCCUGUGAUGAGUAUUAUCGCACUAUGGUGAUAGAAGAACGUGCGAAGAUGAAAAAAGCAGGAAGUGGACCCAAGAAGGACAAGAAGAAAGAUAAAAAAGACAAUAAAAAAGUAAAGAUUUUGGAUCCCCCUGUGAAACAGAAGGGUAUAGGCCUGUCUCCACUAAAAGGUGAAGUUCCAUUAGGAUCGCUAGGGGCUCUGGCUCCUUUAAAAAGUCCAUCUCCAGCUGUUCUGGGCUCCUCCAUGAACAGUUCCCUUGGAGGCUCAUCAUUUGGUGUGGACUCACUAGAGGGCUCUCUUGGAAGGUCUCUUGGAGGACCUAGRGGAGAUCAAGGAGGUGGUGCAAGGUUUAGUAGUAAACCCUCUACUCAAGAUCCUUUCCUACAAAAAGCUCUUGGUGGGAUCAAGCAUGGAGGAAUGGGAAGUAAGCUUGAAAAGAAGCAAGAUCCAUUAGAAUCGUCUAAUGAACAUGAUCCUGUUGUGAUCAACCUGAAUACAUCACUGGGGGAUAAUAUCAACCUUAACCUUAUGGCUGACUCUUCAAGUGAAGAUGAACUAGACAAGAGUCCACAAAGAGGGACAUUCGAUUUUGGUGCUCAUGACAUAGCUGCACUUGGUUAUGAGGAAUCUGAUAUUGAAGAAAGCUCCAACCUGAAGCAGCCCAACACGCCGUCAAUUAGUGACAUGGACGAUGGAGAAGAAGUGGAUUUUGGUAUAAACCCUUCAAUAUCAAACAGACUAGAAGGAAUGAGCUCUGACAUAGCAAAUAUAGAGAUGAAAAGCAACAACAAGGUUGAUGUUGAAGCUAAUCAGAAGUCAGGAGGCAAGCUGAUAAGUGCUGGGACUCAGGAAGAGGAUGACAGAGAGAGGAAAGCCAGGAUACUAGCAGAAGCAGCUGAAAGGAGAGCUGUACCACAUAAAAAUGAAGUAGUAGUGGAGCAAGAACAUAAGAAGCUUGCUAGUGAAGCAGCUAGUACACUACAAGAUCUGAGAAAAACAAUGGAAAAAGAACUAGAAGAAGCCAAACAUAAACUGAAAACUGAAAAAGAAGACUCCCUAGAAAGAUUACGAAAACAACUCAAACAAGAAGAGGAAAAAGAGGAGGAAAGGCUGAAACAACAGCAUGAGAUUGUCAUGAAAACCUUAGGAGAGAAAGCAAAAGAAGAAGCUUUGGAUGAAGAAGCCAUGCUACAAGAAGGAAAGCAAGAUGCCCUAAGGAAACUAAGAAUCAAGAUACAACAGGAAAAGGAGGAAGAGGAAGCUACUUUGAAGAAAGAGAAGGAGAAAGCCAUUGAUGAAAUGAAAGACGAGCUAGAAGAUGAACAAGAACAGCUGGAGUCUAACUUAAAAGAAGAUCAGCAAAGAAGUCUGAAACAGCUGAAAGAAAAACUCGCAGCAGAGUUUGAGAAAGAAAAAAAGAAAUAUGAGGAGGAUCACCAUGCUUCAUUGGAUGGGUUUAAGGAGAAGAUUGAAAAAGAAAAGGAGUUGGCAAUAGAGAAACUUCAGCAGCAAAAUGAAUAUGUCCUUCAGCUGAGGAAAAAUGAACUGAUUGAAAAACAUGAAAAGGCCAUGGAGGAUGUCCUGAGUGAGUUAGACCAAGUACAGACAAUAGAGCUGGAUGAGAAUGAAGAAGCACUAGCAAAAGCAAAAACUUUAUUUGAUGAGAAAAUGGACUUACUUGAUGUCAAGAUGAGUGAUGAUUAUGAGAAGAAGAAAAAAGCUCUGGAAUCCAAGUAUGAAGAACAGCUGGAAUCCCUUAGAGCUGAGUGGGAGAAGAAAAUAUACAGAGUAAAACAAGACUGGAAGGAACAGGAAAACAAAGAAAAGUAUGAAUUAACAGAGAAAUGGGAACGUGAAAAAGAAGACAUGGCUAAUGAACAUGAAGAAAUAAUGACAGAAUUAAGAAAUGAUUGUGAAGCUAAGAGACAAGUGCUACAGCAAGACUGGGAAUCUCUGUCUUCUAAACUUGACGUGGAGAAAGAAGAUCUAGAAACACAACGAAAAGAGCAGGACAAGCUACGUAAAGAACUAAUGAAGGAAAAGAAGGAGUUAGAAAAACAGGAAAAGGAGAUCAAGCAUCGCAAGGAAGAACUAGCAGCAGAGAGAAAAAACUUGCUCCAAUCCAGCGAUAUCGACACACAUGACCUAAGAGACGUCACAGAUCAGCUAGCUGAGAAGAAUUCUAAACUAAGAGAACUAGAUAACCAAUUGCAUCGCUCUAACCAAGAGAUCCAAAAGAAAGAAAGGAUCAAAGCUAAGUUGAAUCAAGAGAUAGAAGAACUGACUGCAACACGGGAUGGAUUACAGAACAGCAUCAACGAGAUCAAAUCAAGGUACCAGAAGAUGCAACAGAACUACAGGCGACAAGAACAGGACUUCAAUGAAUUGCAGAAGAAACAAGAAGGCCUUCAGGCAAAACUAGAACAGAUGAAUACUAAUGGUGAUCUAGAUGAUACACUGGUCGGUGAUGAUGAUAAUGAUAUUGAUAAACACAGACACGUGGCUAAAGGAAAACACUCCAAGGGUAGUAAGACAUCUUAUCCCAAUGGACGAAUAUCUAGGGAAGAGGCGUUACAGCUGGAAGAUCUUGAACCCAAUGGAGUAUCAGCUUCCAAGAAAGACGGUCGACAUGCUGCAGCGCACAGCAAGGGCAAAUCUCAAAGAAGAGCUCCUUCAUCAAUCACCUCCAAUACAGAAUCAGAGAUGUCUGACUCACCCGGAGAGAUCUCCCCUCAAGCUCAGUCAAGAAAUUCUGCCUUUCACCAGCAUGCAAUGUGGCAGUCUAAAGCACCUAAAGCCCAUGGAACGAAACCUCGGGAUAUAGAUAUAUCAUCAGAUGAAAGUAGUCAAGAUGAAUAUCAACAGAACUUAUUGUUGCUCCAAAAACAGGCGGAAUUUAGAAAUGCGGAGCUGAAGAAACGUCUUGUUGUUGAAUGUGAUGCUAUCAAUAAGGCGAAAAGGUUCUUGAGUCGACACAAGAAGUCAGUGCGGAAACGACAGGCUGCUCUUGAACAAGCACGCAGUGAGUGGAAACAUGAUGUGACUACUAAUAUUAACAGGGGAAAGCCAGUCUCGUCUAGGAAUGCGACACUCCUUGAAGACGUCAAGUCCAAGCUGGAAGAAGAAGAAGCAGAAUUGACGAUAGUCGUAGACAACAUGAAUGCGGGACAAGAACUAUUGAGACAAAAGGAGGAACGCCUGAAGAUCCUCGAGAACGCGCUGUUAGGAGGAAUGUCUACGACAACAUCAGACUCAGAAGAUGUACCGAUGGAUCCUCUGUUCCGUAAGACUGCUCACUUUCCCAAGGACAAGUACCGUCCACAUCGUAGUACCCGCCGACAGAUCGAAGAUGAUGACUCGAGUGGGUUUAGUAGCAGUGACUAUGGUGAUGGGCCUCCUGUGGUGCGUGACGUCAGGGGAUCACGUGGGACAAAGAGCCUUCGGUUUUCGAAUCCUUCCAAGACUCAAAACAUAGAUGAUGUCCAGGCCUCUCUCUCUACUAUCAAUACAGAUUUAGCACGUAUUCUAUCGCUCCUACAAACACAGACAUUACAGCGCCCUGCUAUUCCUACUCAACCUGUUUACGCUGUACCAGAACAACAUGCUUUUGCACAGACUGCAAGACCCAUGAACAGCGGUUACGCACCCUCUAUAGACCAUGCGCAGACAAGUCGACCAGAUAUCGCCCCUAGAAACAGUUACCACCAGCCAAUAUACAAAAGUCAAGACACUGCUGAAGUGGCGUUGGAAAGAAAGUGGAAGUCUUACUUUGGAGAUCAUAAUCGUGAUUCCCCUGCAAGUCUUAGUUUAGGAGCAACUCUUAAAGGACAUAUAACAGCAAGGGACAGCAAUGGACCGGGUGUUGUCAAGGAGAAACUGACUGACUGGACGUCAGAAGGACAACUAAAUGUGGCCGAGAGACUACAGAACCAUGCUGAUUGGUUGAGAAAUUUUCGACGUGAAAUGGGACUGCAAAGCCCGAGCCAAAGUAAUCGAGGAAACAUGGCAAGCAGUGCUAGAUAUCCACCAACAUCCCAAACCAGUGCCACUUCCAGCCCCGGUAACCUCUGGUCAAGUCAGCCACGUGGGUUGGCCAUGACUCACAGACCCUUACGCCUUGAAUURGGCAAAAAUAACGAAAUUCGAUACGUGUAGAUAGAAUAUAUAAUUAUUACUAAUAACAAUCCAAUCAUAGAAUGAAUGUGUCUUAUAUAGUCUCCAAAACGUCACGCAACGCUAUUGGUGUCGUUGCGUGACAAUACUCAUGGUGGCUCCUUAUAUCUUUUACCAUUUGGAAAAUGUUUAGAUAAUUAAAAUUGAAACUACCAUUCACACCAAUGCGGGUCAAUAACUGGCCAUGGGGAUUUAGAACAGAAUAUGAAGAAUCUUUAUCAAAGAAAUAAGAUAGUAGUUUUAUAUUUGUAAAUAUAAAUUUUUUUGAACAAUUUCUGAGGCAGAAAAUCUUUCCUUUCUCUCGAAAACAAAAGUUUUUAACGAGUGGAAGGCGUAACGUUUUGUGUGAGGAAAUCGAUUGGGCUACCUGUGUGUAAGGUUCACUCAUGCAAUAGUUUGUAUUUGUAGUGAUAUGUAAUAUUAUAUAAUAGUCAUAAAAGUCUAUAAAGUUUUUUUUUUCUAAAACCCGAAAAUAUCAAGUUUUUUUAGUGAAUUAAAAAGUUUUUAUCGUU
Messenger RNA from Actinia tenebrosa (Australian red waratah sea anemone), 5070 nucleotides. RefSeq lists its product as uncharacterized. The record is from RefSeq and is a predicted model, not a curated record. Gene Ontology annotation, molecular function: protein binding. Lineage: Eukaryota; Metazoa; Cnidaria; Anthozoa; Actiniaria; Actiniidae.